Haliotis rufescens (red abalone) is the source of this 2064-nucleotide messenger RNA. RefSeq lists its product as uncharacterized. The transcript is spliced from 9 exons. The coding region runs from base 225 to 1367 and encodes 380 amino acids. The record is from RefSeq and is a predicted model, not a curated record. Lineage: Eukaryota; Metazoa; Mollusca; Gastropoda; Lepetellida; Haliotidae.
GGUUAUUUUAAACUGCAGACUUAUUUCAUUGUCUUUUCUUUAAUCUCACACAAAUAGGAUAUUCAUUAUUAAUGUUGGUACUCAGUACCGCGUAUGUCAUAUUACGCAUAUCUACUUAUUUUUAGAUCAGGAAUUCCCAGGUCCGCAGUGGGCAGGUUGAUGCAAGUCGCGCGAGGACGCUAGCAUGUACCCGAUACAUAAAAGGAUAGCGAAAGAAUAACGGGAUGGGAUAUUCAACCAGGAUUAUUCUGAUUUCCUGCAUCAUUCGCUCAUAUUUAUCCAUGUGUCCUGAAGACAUUGUUGGAAACGAUAAGUGUAGAGACAGUCCAGGAACUAAAUACCACUGUCAAUACCACCCUGACACAGAUACAACUACAGAUACAUGUGCACCUGAAGUGAACUGCAGCGCAGGGACAUACGCAGCUAUCAACUCAAUCGAGAAACGAGUGACAUGCAUGCCGUGUUCUCCAGAGAUGUUCCAGUCCCAUGCCAAACUUUCCACCGCAUUUACCCAGCCGAACUGUGACGAAAGAAUAACUCCUUGCGGGAAAGGUGAGCUCCAGUGCGGAGCCGCGUCCCCAUCACAGAACUAUAAGUGUCGUUGUGACAACAGCCUCGGAUGGAGACCUAAUCCCCUUAAAGGAUGUGACUGCUUUCUAAAAGACGCCCCCCUGUGUGUGUGCCAGGAAACGCCCUGCGGACCAGGCGAAGUGUUGGCAUCAAAUUUCACUUGUGUGCCAGUAUCUACAACAGUUGGGACCUUCCCGCCUUGUGUGUCAGGAAUAAACCCAAAACCAGUAAUCACCUCAAAACCAGGAAGCACGGUUGCACCCAUCAUACUGGGGGUGCUGUUGGGCAUCGCUAUGCUUGUCAUCAUUGCAUUGGUCAUACUACUAAAACGAAGAGAGACCAAGUUGAAAGUGGUAACAUCCAAAGUAGUAGCAGAGGCUCCCAGCGCGGAAAAGCGCGGAAAACAACUGUACAACAAAAUAAAAACUGUUUUCAUUGAAAGUGUUGAUCCGAAGCCCCUCCUUCUACGGAUAGACUUUGGCUCGUACAAUGAUGAGCGAUUGCGUGGGAAUAUCGACAGACACGGCCGAGAAGACGGAGCCGCUGAGCUUCUCCAGACAGUGGAGAGACAGUUUCCCACCGACUGGUUCGAGAUGCUAACGAAAGCCCUCCGUCAUCCAGACAUUGGUCUAUCGCACACUGCAGAUGAAAUGGAUGAAAUCAGAGACAAACUAUCAAAAGAAACAGUCGAAUUACAAAGCAGUGGAGAACAGGUCCCAGCUUCUGAGAGUCGACCGCUUGAAAAAGAACCUUUAGUGCCAACAGCUCCUCCCGGCCAGGAAACCUCCGCAGUCUAGCCUCUACAUCGUGCAUGUGUGUGUGUGUGUGUGUGUUUGUGUUUGUGAUUGGGGGCACCGUUCGUCUUCACUUAUUAUUAUUAUGAAUAUAGUUUUGAACUGUAUCUCAUUUUUAGUGCUAUAUUUUCUCGUAAUAUUUUAUUAUUUCUUAUGUAAUAUUGGCUCCCACAGAAGAUGUCGCCUACCCUAUCACCAACUGGGUUAGCGUGGGGUCGAUAUGAUAAAGUAUGGAACGAGUGAUGUUUUAGACUUCGCUAAGUGAAAAAAAAAGAAAGAACUAAUAACCGGAUAAUGUGAUGUAGGACUAUAUGAAGUCGUUAUAAUUCGAAAAUAUAAUUUAUAUUUUUUAGGUCAAACAUAGGACGUUGCCCCUUCCACGUACUGGCAUUUUGUACCUUAUUUCUACCGUGUACCUUACUGUUGUAGCUUUAUGCCCACAUGCAUUUUGGAAGAUGAAUAUAUAUAACCUUUGUUUUAGCAUUUCAGUCUUCUUAAGCAACAAAGUUUUAUGGAGAUGUUAUACUGUAGCUCUUGUAUUCAACCUCUCACACAAACAGGUGGACAAACUGCUAAUUUACAAUGUUGCAUUUGAUUACAAAUAUUGUCUUUAAGAUUGAACAAUGGGCGGAGGCAAUAGAUGACUGCAUUUUCUGUUGUAUGUCUUUAACGUCGGCGGCAUUAAAACAACAAAAUGUCA